GUAGUUCAUGUCCGGGAAGGAUGUUUGGAAGCCCCACAAACCGGUGUUUUGCAAUGAUUCAGGGGGCGAAAGGCAGGCGGAAGCUGAGGCAGGGAGAGAACCUUCUCUAAAGUGUGCCUCAGCCUUCCUCUCUGGUGACACGUGGAGAAGAAUCCGUGCAAGAAAUGGCCAUGUUGAAAUGCGGUUGGCUCUGGCGGCAGAGCUCCAUUCUACGACGCUGGAAAAGAAACUGGUUUGUCUUAUGGGUGGACGGAAGUUUGGUCUAUUACCAUGAUGACACCGGGCAUGAUAUGGACGGCCGGAUCAACAUCAAGUUCAACUGCAGGGACGUCAGAACAGGGCGCGAGUGCCGGGACAUCCAGCCUCCAGAAGGGAGAACCCGUGAGUGUCUCAUGUGCAUCGUCCAAAGAGAUGGGUCCAAAACCAUGCUCUGUGCGGAAAGUGAAGACGACGCCAUAGCUUGGAAGCUGGCGAUUCUGGAGGCAAAAGCAACACAGGUAAGCUCCCUUGGCAUCGCGUGGACUUCGCUUG
Messenger RNA from Pogona vitticeps (central bearded dragon), 531 nucleotides. Lineage: Eukaryota; Metazoa; Chordata; Lepidosauria; Squamata; Agamidae. The record is from RefSeq and is a predicted model, not a curated record.